This is a messenger RNA of Laccaria bicolor S238N-H82, 3486 nucleotides long. RefSeq lists its product as uncharacterized. Gene Ontology annotation, biological process: intrinsic apoptotic signaling pathway in response to endoplasmic reticulum stress; IRE1-mediated unfolded protein response; mRNA processing. NCBI's taxonomy places the organism in Eukaryota, Fungi, Basidiomycota, Agaricomycetes, Agaricales, Hydnangiaceae. The transcript is spliced from 6 exons. Gene Ontology annotation, molecular function: protein serine/threonine kinase activity; RNA endonuclease activity; ATP binding. The coding region runs from base 1 to 3486 and encodes 1161 amino acids. Gene Ontology annotation, cellular component: IRE1-TRAF2-ASK1 complex. The record is from RefSeq and is a predicted model, not a curated record.
AUGCCGCCCAUCCUAUACCUUCUAUACACCGCCCUCAUCUUAUUUAAACUACUCUCAGCAUCAUGUCUCGCAGACUCAUCCACAAAUUCCCAAGCGCUCGUCCAACGCUCACCAGACACACCACCUCCCCACCAGGACGACCUACCACCCACAUCACCACAGGACCUAGAACUCCUCGACAUAGUCCUCGUCGCAUCCAUCGACGGGAAAUUUCACGCCCUCAAUAGGACGUCAGGCCAAACACUAUGGUCCAUGUCCUCAUUCGCCCCAACGACCACGAGCGUCUCUGCCCCUCCGACGCUGGGGCCCCUCAUCCGGACGACCCACGUCGAUCUGGAUCCCGAGGACGGGGCGGCGUAUCAGGAGAUGUACAUCAUCGAGCCACAGUCGGGUGACAUAUACAUCAUGGCGACACCUUCGAGCCCAUUACAGCGUUUCCCCUUUUCCAUGCCAGAGUUGGUCGACAUGUCGCCGUUUACGUAUCUGGGGGACGAGGAAAGGCGGGUUUUCGUGGGGAGGAAGGAGACGUCGUUGCUUUUGAUUGAGCUUGAAACGGGAAAGGUGAAAGCGACGCUCAACUCGGAGUGUCCCUGGGAUCCGUUUGAGGAUCUGAAGAAUGAUGAGAUGGAUUUGGAUUUGGAUGAGUUGGAGGAGGGCAUUUUGAAGCCUUCUGCCCCGACGGAGGUGUUCAUUGGUCGGACUGACUACCACAUCUCAAUAUACAGUCGACCGACGAACCGUACGCCUGGGACACCUCUUCCCCCAGUCCAGAACCUCUCAUUCUCUACAUAUGGUCCCAACAACCAAGAUAAUCACCUACAAGCAUCCUAUCGUACAACUCAAGACGAAGGGUACAUCCAAAGCCUACCCAACGGCGAGAUCAUCUACUUCAAAGCCAAAUCCACAACAAGCACAGGCGGGCGAGCUGUUUGGGGACGCAACUUUAACACACCCAUCGUAGCGAUAUUCGACGUCCUCCAAAAACCCUCUCACCCACACAAACCCCACCCCUUCGUCCUCCUCCAGCCUCGUCCCAGACUCCAAGACGUCAUUCCCAACCUCAGCCAUACGGCCCGCUUACCCAACCUCGACUCUGCCUACGUCGGCAUGGUCGAAGAGACGGGAAGCUUAUUCGCUAUGAGCCCGGACCAUUACCCGCUCGUCGUUUUUGGGGGGCCGGAGAGGUAUACCCAGGGAAGACUUUUGGAUGCUCCAGGACAUGGUGAUGAUGAUGAUGAUGAGGACGGGAGAGUGCCUACGGCUGUUGAUGAGAUAACGAGGUUGAGGAAACAGAGGCAGAGGAUGGAUGAGAGGAAGAGGGAGGCGUGUAGUGAUUCGAGUGCGGGGUUGAGGGAUAGACGAUGUUUGGUUGGUGUGAGGAGGCUUGAGGAUGGGGAUGGGCAUGAGAGUCGGAUGAGGAGGUUGUUGGAUGGGCCUGUGAGAAGUGAUGUUGGCCCUGAGGUGCUUUCGAAUGGGAGUACUCCUGUUGACGAGGAGGAGGGGGAGGUGUUGGAGGAGGAGCCUGGGUUGGGUAGGGUCACUGGCCUUAAAGAAGCGAGGAGGUUUUGGGAGGCGGUGGUUGUAUCUGUGGUUGUGGGGAUUUUGUCAGUGUGGUUUGUGGUUGGACGGGUCAAGAGGAAGGUGGAGAAGAGAUUGAGGGUUUUGGUUGAGGAGGAGGAUAGGAGGAGAGCUGAGGAAGAUGUUAUGACGCCAACACCUCCAACGGCAGAGAUUCCUGCAACCCCUUUGACGGCUGGUCCAGUUGAUAUCAAAGAACUGGUUCAAUCGCCCAUUAUGAAUGGAUUCAAGGACUCACCAAAGUCUAAGGAUGCAGCACAAUUAUUGCCCCCCAUAGCAGACGACGGAGAAGAGAGUGGUGGAGAUGGUGAAGGGGACAAUGACCCUGUUGCAACUCCUGGUAAGCGGAAAGGAAGGAGGGGGAAGAGGGGAAAGAAGAAGAAAGCUGGUGCUAUACCAGGAGGUGGUGGUGCUGCUGAGGAGGUCGAAGAAGAGAAGAAAUUGAACGGAGCUGCGCAUGUCAAUGGGUCUGCCGUUGUGAAGGAGGUGGAGACGCCUCCACCACCGCAGACGUCGCUCGUAAUCACUUCUUCUCCCAAGCCUCCUCCAACUGGUCCGUCGUUAAUCGUUUCCGAUACGAUUCUGGGCUUUGGCUCACACGGCACUGUAGUAUUCCAAGGCUCCCUCCAAGGCCGCGCAGUAGCCGUCAAACGGCUCCUGCAAGACUUUGUCACCCUCGCCUCAAGAGAAGUAAGCAUCCUGCAAGAAAGCGACGACCACCCCAACGUCAUCCGGUACUACUACCAAGAAGCCCACGCCAACUUCCUCUACAUCGCCCUGGAGCUCUGCCCCGCCUCGCUGGCAGACAUAAUCGAGUCCCCAGACCGAGACCAGUUCCGCGACAUUGCUAUUUCGUUUGACCCCAAAAAGGCGUUGAAGCAGAUAGCGGGUGGGCUGAAACACUUGCAUGCGCUGAAACUCGUGCAUAGGGAUAUCAAGCCCCAGAAUAUACUCGUGUCGACGAGUAAAGCGGGCGGAAAAACGGGGAACAAUAAUUAUCGCAUGCUCAUAUCGGAUUUUGGGCUGUGUAAAAAGCUGGAUGUUGACCAGACGUCUUUUUAUCCCACUGCGAAUGGGGCAAUGGGUGCUGGUACGGUGGGCUGGCGAGCGCCAGAAAUAUUGAGGGGGGACGUGAAGCUCGACGAAGUCACUGACGAACACUCGCUGUCUUCUCGCGGGAGUACGUCGACUAUCAACGGGUCUGUGUCAUCUGGAGGAGCACCUACGACGGGGAAAAGGACGAGGUUGACCAAGUCCGUGGAUAUUUUUGCAUUGGGGUGUCUUUUUUAUUAUACCCUGACGAAUGGGGGACAUCCGUAUGGGGAUCGAUUUGAGAGGGAGGUUAAUAUCAUGAAGAAUGCGAAGAAUUUGGAUGGGCUUGCGACGUUUGGAGAGGAGGGGACGGAGGCGAGUGAUUUGAUUACGCAGAUGCUUGAUCCAGAGGCGUCAGAACGACCAGAUACCACGACAUGUUUACUUCAUCCUUUCUUCUGGGACUCUAGUCGUCGAUUGAACUUCCUCCAAGAUGCUUCUGAUAGAUUCGAGAUCAUGUGUCGGGAUCCUAAAGAUCCGAAUCUGCUGAAUCUCGAAAAAGACGCGAUUAACAUCGUUGGACCAGAUUGGCAUGCACGUCUGGACCGUGCAUUCACAGAAAACUUGGGCAAGUUUAGAAAGUACGAUGGGAAGUCUGUGCAGGACUUGCUACGUGCUCUACGGAACAAGAAACACCACUACCAAGAUCUUCCAGAAAACGUAAAACGCAGUCUUGGGCCCAUGCCUGAUGGAUUCCUGGCAUACUUCACCCGCAGAUAUCCCCGUCUGUUCCUGCAUGUGCACGCCGUCAUCAAGAACACGGGACUCUGCAGUGAACCGAUGUUCAGGGCCUACUUUGAGCUGCCGGAAUCAUGA